This is a messenger RNA of Aethina tumida (small hive beetle), 945 nucleotides long. Its product is annotated as acaloleptin A-like. Lineage: Eukaryota; Metazoa; Arthropoda; Insecta; Coleoptera; Nitidulidae. The transcript is spliced from 3 exons. Gene Ontology annotation, biological process: defense response to bacterium. The coding region runs from base 100 to 843 and encodes 247 amino acids. Gene Ontology annotation, cellular component: extracellular region. The record is from RefSeq and is a predicted model, not a curated record.
GUAAAUUUUAAGAUAAAAGCAAUGGUAAGAAUCAGAGAAUGUCACAUUCAAGUAAACCUCUGAUUGUGAGUGGACCUAUUUAAAACAUAUAUUGUGGUGAUGUUAAAAGAAGCCUUUUUCUUCGCUGCUCUCGCAGUAAUUGUCGUAAGCGCAAUUAAUGCAGAAAGCUUGGUAGACGAAAAUGAAAAUGAGUUCGAUGGACUCAAUCGUCUAAAAAGAUCUCCCGAAACUGAAGAAGAGAAAAGGAAGAGAGAACGGGGAUGGCACGUUUCACCUGACGUUGGAGGAGAUGGAAAAAAUGUACAAGGUGUUCUAGAAACCAAAUAUGUAGGUGAAAAACACGACUUUAACGCUGGUUGGGGAAAAGUAUUCCAUGGUCCGGGAAGAGCGAAGCCAACUUGGCAUGUAGGAGGAACCUUCCGUUUUAAAAGAGAAACCGAAGAGGAAAAAAGGAAACGAGAAAGAGGUUGGCAUGUUUCCCCUGACGUUGGCGGAGAUGGAAAAAAUGUUCAAGGUGUUCUAGAAACCAAAUAUGUAGGUGAAAAACAUGACUUUAACGCUGGUUGGGGAAAAGUAUUUCAUGGACCGGGAAGAGCGAAGCCAACUUGGCAUGUAGGAGGAACAUUCCGUUUUAAAAGGGAAACCGAAGAAGAAAAGAGAAAACGUGAACAAGGAUGGCAAGUUAAACCUGACUUAAGCGGUGAUGGAAAAAAUACUCAAGCUGCUGUAGAUACUGUGUAUAAAGGUGAAAAGCAUGAUUUUAAUGCUGGGGUAAGUCAAAUAAUUCACGGCCCUAAUAGAGCAAGACCCACAUGGCACGUCGGAGGAACAUUUAGGUGGUAAAAGUUAAUAUCACAUGUACCAAUUUUUGUAUUUAUUUUAUUUAUUUCUUUAUUUAUGUAUGUAUAUAUAUUUUCCAAUAAAAAUAUUAUUUUCUAUCUGAAA